This is a messenger RNA of Cydia pomonella (codling moth), 2435 nucleotides long. RefSeq names its product serine/threonine-protein kinase Chk1-like (gene grp). Gene Ontology annotation, biological process: intracellular signal transduction; protein phosphorylation. The record is from RefSeq and is a predicted model, not a curated record. NCBI's taxonomy places the organism in Eukaryota, Metazoa, Arthropoda, Insecta, Lepidoptera, Tortricidae. Gene Ontology annotation, molecular function: ATP binding; protein serine/threonine kinase activity. Gene Ontology annotation, cellular component: nucleus.
UAUUAUUUUAUUAGGUUCGUCGUGUCCUUUGUAAACUAAAUCUUGUCAUGCAAAUCAGUCUUAAACGGAGGAAGUAGUGUCUAUGGUUUUACAAACGUUUUGAAACUAAAAUAGAAGUAUUCUGGACUGGACAUACGGUGAAAUAACUAAGAACACUUCCGUUGUUUUUAUUACAGAGAUAAGAUUUUGUUCAACUGCAUUUAUAAUAUAGUGAAGAAUAAUAAUUUAAACGUAUCACGAUAUUCUUUUUUGUAACUUAAGCAGUGUUAUCCAAAGAUUUGGUCUACGAAAGGAAAAUUCAGAUAGGUAUUCAGAACGCUUGUCAGCCAUUGAUCUUUUUGUCCGAAAAAAUGCCGAUCGAGCUCGAACGAUGGCGCGGUCAGCGAUUGGCGAACGAUCCUUGGGAGGAAAAUGGCAAAAUGGUGUAGUCGUUAAACGGAGCCGCGCGACAUGGCGGCCGCCGCGCCGGCGGGCGGCGAAUUCGUGGAGGGCUGGCUCGUGGCGCAGGUGCUGGGCGAGGGCGCCUACGGAGAGGUGCGGCUGCUGGUGAACAGCGGCAGCGGCGCGUGCGUGGCGCUGAAGACUGUGCGCGCCGCGCCCGACAGCGACGCGCUGGCCGCGGCGGCGCGCGAGGCGGCGCUGCACCGCGCGCUGCGCCACCCGCACGUGCUGCGCUGCCUCGGAGCCCGCGCCGCGCCGCCGCACCACUACAUGUUCCUGGAGUAUGCACAGGGAGGCGAGUUGUUCGACCGCAUCGAGCCGGACCGGGGGAUGUGCGCGACGCUGGCGCGCCGCUACUGGCGCCAGAUCCUCCAGGGGCUGAGCUACUUGCAUUCCCGAGGGGUGGCACAUAGAGACCUCAAACCAGAAAACGUGUUGCUCGAUGACAGGGACCAAGUGAAGAUCUCGGACUUCGGGCUGGCGACGCUGUUCCGGCACGGGUCGCGCGAGCGGCUGCUGUCGCGCGUGUGCGGCACGCUGCCCUACGCCGCGCCCGAGGUGCUGCGCGCCGCCGCCGCGCCCUACCGCGCGCCGCCCGCCGACCUGUGGGCCGCGGCCCUGCUGCUGCUGGCCAUGCUGGCCGGAGGUACCUACCGCGCGCCGCCCGCCGACCUGUGGGCCGCGGCCCUGCUGCUGCUGGCCAUGCUGGCCGGAGAGCUACCGUGGGAGCGCGCGCACCCGUCCGACGCGCGCUACUCGGCGUGGAGCUCCGGCGCGUCGGACGCCGGGCCCUGGCGCAAGCUGUCCGGCGCCGCGCGCGCGCUGCUCGCCGCCGCGCUGCGCGCCGAGCCGCCGCGCCGCGCCGCGCUGCCCGACCUGCUGCACCACCCCUGGAUGAGCGAGCACGACGAGCUGCCCGAGAGGAGCACCGGUCAGUACACUGUGGGCUGUCCGGCGCCGCGCGCGCGCUGCUCGCCGCCGCGCUGCGCGCCGAGCCGCCGCGCCGCGCCGCGCUGCCCGACCUGCUGCACCACCCCUGGUGAGCGAGCACGACGAGCUGCCCGAGAGAGAGAGGAGCACCGGUCAGUACACUGUGGGCUGUCCGGCGCCGCGCGCGCGCUGCUCGCCGCCGCGCUGCGCGCCGAGCCGCCGCGCCGCGCCGCGCUGCCCGACCUGCUGCACCACCCCUGGAUGAGCGAGCACGACGAGCUGCCCGAGAGAGAGAGGAGCACCGCAACAACAAACGGGUGCCGACUGAGCUAUACGCUUCACUCUUUCGAGCAAAGCACUGGUAUUCUGUCGGAACCCAGAUCACGUGACGCACGGGCGUGGUGCUCGCAGCCGGCGACGCGGCCGGAGGCAGAGGAGGCGAGCGGGCCGGACGAGCCCGACGGCGACGUCGCGCUGCUCGUGCACUCGCAGCCCGCCGCCGCCGGGGACCUGCUGCUGUCGCAGGCGACGCAGGCCACGCAGGCGCAGGGCGGCGUGGUGGCGCGCCUCGUGCGGCGCAUGACGCGCGUGUGGCUGCGCGGCGACGAGCGGCACGCGCUGGGCGCGCUGACGGCGGCGCUGGACGCGCGCGGCAUGGCGUGGCGCCGCCUGCCGCAGUCGCCGCACCUGCUGGCCGUGGAGUGCGGCGGCGACGUGCGCAUGCGCGCCUGGGCCGUGCGCGCGCGCCCGGCCGGCGCCGGCCCCGGCCCCGGCCAGGGAGACGCGGGCCUCACGCUGCUGGAGUUCCGGCGCUCGCGCGGCUGCGGGCUGGCCUUCAAGCGGCGCUUCCUGCAGCUGCGCGCCGCGCUGGCGCCGCUCGCCGCGCCGCCGCCCGCCGAGCCCGGCGCCGACCUGGUGGCGCCGCCGCUGCAGCCCCGGCCCGUGCCCGUGCCCAUGGACACCGACCACUGACCGCACUCGCCGACGGGUGCCAUCGAGGGACCGACAGAGACCUGAUUCGUAGUCUUAAGUAUACAUUAAAUUAUCGUUUUUACUUUUUUAAA